CGUCUCUCUGACUCUGAAGUUAUGAACUGGGACGGCGUCUUCACAUCAAAUGCACAUCGACUUCAGGACUGACGAGGGACAACGAGCAGCUUCUUGUCUCCCAGUGUCUCCUGGACACAUGAAGGAGGACCGGGUCUGGAAACUGACCUGAAGAGACUUCAGCAGGUGUGGACUCUGCUAUGAGUCAGUGUGAGGACAGAGAGGAGGGAGCCCCUCCCUCUAAAACCACUCUGUGGGGGGACCAUGACAGCCAGACCAAAGCUCAGAGGAUGCAGCAGCAGAAACCUGGACCUGGACCCAGCUGUGUGUCCAUGAAGAGUGACCGGUCUAUGGGUCGUCCUAUUGAGUUUAAAGAUGGACAAGGUGUUGGUGGAAGUCUGCAGCAAAGACCUAAACCAGGACCUGGACCCAGCUGUGUGUCCAUGAAGAGUGGCCGGUCUAUGGGUACUCCUAUUACCUUUAAAGAUGGACGAGCUGCUGAUGAAAGGAUGCAGCAGCAGAAACCUGGACCUGGACCCAGCUGUGUGUCCAUAAAGAGUGACCGGUCUAAGGGUCGUAUUAUUAACUUAAAAGAUGGACGAGCUGUUGAUAAAAGUCUGCAGAAAAGACCUGAACCAGGAUCUGGACCCAGCUGUGUGUCCAUGAAGAGUGGCCGGUCUAUGGUUUGUCCUUAUAACUUUAAAGAUGGACAAGCUGUUGAGGAAAGAGUUCACCAAGAGAGCUCAGAGGGCCUCGGUGGUCAGUCUGACCUGCAGCAGCAAACAGACCUGGACUCCAUAUUUAUGCUGCUGGAGGAGAACAUCGUCACUUUUGUAAAGAACGAGCUGAAGAAGUUUCAGAAGGUUCUAUGUCCAGAUUACCCAGAAUGCUUAGAGAGUCAGAGGGAGGAUGAGGAGGUUUUGGAGGGUGAGGAUGAAGAGCAGAGGAGGAGGAGCAGAGAAGCAUUUCUGAAGAUCACACUGCACUUCAUGAGGAGAAUGAAGCAGGAGGAGCUGGCUGACCGUCUGCACAGCAGUUGUUCAGAAACUUGUGUUGAAGGAUGCCGCCCCAAACUCAAGUCCAACCUGGAAAAGAAGUUCCAGUGUGUGUUUGAGGGGAUUGCUAAAGCAGGAAACCCAACCGUUCUGUAUCAGAUGUUCACAGAGAUCUUCAUCAUGGAGGGAGGGGCUGCAGGGGUCAAUGAAGAACAUGAGGUCAGACAGAUUGAAACAGCAUCCAGGAAACCAGACAGACCAGAAACAAUAAUCAGAUGUGAGACAUCUUUAAAGCCCCACCUGGAAGAGAUGAACCAAUCAGAACUGUGA
Messenger RNA from Etheostoma spectabile (orangethroat darter), 1304 nucleotides. RefSeq lists its product as uncharacterized. The coding region runs from base 180 to 1304 and encodes 374 amino acids. The transcript is spliced from 9 exons. The record is from RefSeq and is a predicted model, not a curated record. Lineage: Eukaryota; Metazoa; Chordata; Actinopteri; Perciformes; Percidae.